ACCGGUGGCUCAGUCUCGGCUCGUCCGGGCUGAAGGCAACACGGUUGCGCAAAUCAUCGUCACGCGAACGAUCCGAGCCCCGGGAGACGUUCUAAAGAUAGAAAACUGGAACCGUGACCACGAGAACGUGUUGGAAAAUCGCGAUAGGUCCUUGGAAGCCGCGUUGGAAACGGCGAAUGAACGGCUCCGCCGACAGCAGUCGCGCCUACUCGGAACGAGGAACGCACGUACAGACACACGCGGAACGAAAACUUGCUCCUCUGGGAAAAGGAUGCGUCGCUGAAGAUACUGGCGCGCGCUAACCAUAUAUUCUCUCGGCUCUCUCUUCCUUCGACCGAAACGAGGAAGAGGGAACAGAAUGCAGAAGCAGCGCUCCGCUGACCAACGAGCCAGGACCUAUUUAAAACAAGGGAAGGACAAUCGUAGCUCGUGGCUUGUAAAUCGUGCGAAUCGAUUCGGUUGACGGUUCGUCGGGGAUCAGAGAAACCGUGUUUCAUCCAUCCACCAGUCCUCGAGAUACUUUUACACCGAGCUUCUCGCCCCAAACCAACCCGAGAUGUACUUAUCGUCAGAAUCUUAGGAGUGAAACUUUAUAGUAUACGCGUUCGUGCACCCGUGAUCGUUAAAAAUAUUUCUAGUUAACGUACACGUCGAUUCAACGGUCUUCCAAUACCCAGUGAAAAGUUAGUAAAAUAUUACGCCGCGGUCGUUCUACUAGAAUAUUUCGACAAAGCAUCGUUGCAUUCGAUGCAGCCGGAGAAAAGACUCGAAAGAACCGUGGUUCGUUGUUACUUGGUGAUUCGUCUUGACAUUCGCAGAGGAUAAAGCAUAUUGGAGGAGGAACGAGUUUCCCGUUUUUCGCGUGUAUCUUGAAUGAACUUUAAAUGAAAAAUUAUCAACAACGGAGACCAGCAGGAGGACGAAUGGAUUUGAACUUUUCGCUUAAACGUAACAGUUUCGAUUUCGACGACGACGACGUCGACGACGACGACGACGACGACGGCUACGGUAACUUCGAAUGGGACGCCAGCGAUCGAACAACACGUUGCAUCGUAUCGAUUAUUCGUAAAGUGGUAACCAAGUGGUGAGGAGCGACGGAUCAUAAAUGACUAGCCUUUUUCUUAAUACGUUAAAUCCUUCGGGGCAAAAAUCCAGUGAAACGCUUCAGCGCGAGUGAUUCGAUGAAACCGUGGGAAACCAGCUGGUUGCCCGCCGCUUGAUUAAAGUUUGCUCGUCCGUUUUUCGGCCGGAUCGAUUUCCGUGCGAUUGGUGUCUGUAGAUUGCAUGGUCGAAGCGAGUCGAAGAUCAACGAAGCUUCGUACAGAGUUGAAGAUUUUUCCCGCUCGAUCCGGCUAAAUCUACUAAUUGUUCUCCAAGGUAAAACUCUAUUCCCGAAGAAGAAAGCAACAGACCACCGAUACUCGACAUGGGCUGCGAACUCAGCAAAUUGGCCACACCGAAUCAACCUACCACGGACCCACGGCUUCCGUUAACAGCGAAACAGAAAUUUACGGUUAUGGCCAGUUGGAAAGCGGUCUCCAGAAAGCUAGAAACGACCGGUGUCUUUAUGCUCAUGAGGUUGUUCGAGGAAAACGAGGAAUUGGUGCAAAUGUUUUCGCGUUUUCUCGACUUGAAAUCGAAAGAGGAGCGCUUCGAUAUGGUAGAAUUGGGCAAACACGCGGAAAAAGUAAUGGCUGCUCUGGACGAAGGUAUCAGAGGACUCGACAAUAUGGAUGAUUUCCUCACCUGUCUUCAUCAAGUCGGAGCCACGCAUACAAAGAUUCCUGACUUUAAUCCACAGUACUUUUGGAAAAUCGAGCAACCAUUCUUAGAAGCCGUGAAGCGAACUUUGGAAGAUCGAUACUCGGAGAACGUGGAGAGCACCUACAAAGUGACGAUCAAAUUCAUCAUCGAAACGUUAAUCGACGGUUUCGACAAAGCUCAGAACGACAAAGCGCAAAGCGGCACUGCUAAAUCCUAGUCGUCUUAGCCUUUUCGUUUGUAAGGAACAAAACUGAUUUGCCGAUUCGCCGAUCGCUUUUUCUAUCGGCAGUCGUAGUUUUCGAGAAGAAACCGAGAUUCGAAAGCAAUGAGAUCGAUACCAUCGAUGAGAACGAUUAAAUCAGCCGAUGGCGCGAUCGUUCGUUUGUUGCAAAGUAUGUAUAAAAAAAAAAAGUAUGUAUGUUUCUCCGGAUUCUCUGAUCCGCGAUGCGCGAUCGGUACGAUCGAACGUAUUCGAUGGAAGCGAGACAGAGAUAAAUCUUUGUGUAACUUUUUCUUUACAGAGGCACAAACGGAUGGAUGCCCUAUGGCUUGUAGUUAGGUUUGAAAUCUUUUUCCUUCGAGCAGGUCUCGAACAUGGAAAUGGCUAUGAUUAUCGUAUCUCGUUCACUCUCUUGACGGCCAAAGAAAACGGAUAACGCGUUCUCGUUUGACGUUUCUGUAAACUCGCAACUCUGCGGAAGAAAGCUUUUCAUCGUUUAAUUAUUUGUAUCGGUCGAACACGAUCCCGCAGUCUCCUCUCGCGAUUAUUCAUAUACACGUACGUAUACUUGUAUUAUUAUAUACGUAUUCACAACAUAACGCGUACAUGUUGUUUGAACAUGAUACGAAAUACGAAAGUUUCGGGAUGAAAUGGUUCGGCAGGUUGUAAAAGGGAGCAAAGAUUCUACAAAAAUAGCGUUACCUUAUUAUUCGAUGGAUCCUCGCUUCGCCGCGCUAUCGAUUAUGGAAUUUCAGCCAUGUAUAUAUGGUACACACACGUAUCAAGGAUCGUUUCAAUCGGGCGAAUUGACUGCCAGCAAUUACGAUUAGCAGUUAUUCACGUUGAAAAGUUUCCGCGAAAUAUUUAUUCACGAAAACACUCGAAUACGGAAAUCUGAAAUCUUAGCUCUGUCCAACUUGUACAAGUUAAAAGAGAGAAAAGUAACGCAACCAGAAAUGGACGAUCGUCGAUUUAGUUUGAUCCGUUCAGUUUCCUUUCAGUUUUUGCGAACAAUCUGAAUAAUCGAUCAAUCACUGACUAAUCAACUAACAUAAAUAUAAGACAAUAUCCUUGCGCGAGAAUUUUAUUAUCACCAAACUUUAGAUUUUAAAUAAAUUUCAAUAUCUCUCUAAUAUCAUAUAUAUACAUCUAUAUUUUAUAUUUUACAUCGUACAUUAUAUACAUAUUUUGUAUCUUGUGAGUAUAAAACAUACUUUUUCUUUUUAUAUUAGAUACAGAGUAACGAAAUUAUAAUUUCUAGAAAAACGAGAAACCCUCGAACAAAACCCUUCUUUGCUCGUUAAUGCACGUAUUAGCGAGGGAGAAGGCAAAGAUACUUUUUCCUAUCGAAUUACAGGAUGAAGUUUUAUGAUGCGCUUUAGAAACAUAGAGGUUUAGCGGAAUUAGAGGAAUGAGAGUAUACGUAAUACGUAAAUAAGUUGACGAUGUUAAAAGCGAUUUUAACAAGAUUUCAAUUUUGGCAAAAAAUAAGCUUUUAAGAAACGACAAAGUAACGUGAUAUUAACAAAAACACGAUAAUCCGAAUGACGAUAGUAUUGCGAUAAGAGUUGGUUUUAACAUUUUUUACUGAAAACGAUAUAAAAAGAUAGUUGUACACGGGCUGGAUAUAUCCAUCCUAACCAUCUCUAUUCUUCCUACAUCCUUCCCCUUCUUUCAUAGUUUCUCUUUCUUUUAAACCAAUUUAUCCUUUUACAGCUGUAUCGUACUUUGUUUGGCUUAAAAAUUCAUCGAAAAGGUUUACAACGGUUGAAAGCUUUAUAAUUAAAGCUGUAGCCCAAACGCAACUGAAACGAUUUCACACACACACACACAUCUGGCUCUCGAUAGACGCUCGAUGACUGAUACGAGAAUAGCGGUUACCUUGAACCAAUCAAAGUCGAUCGUCGCUUUUAUUUACGAGAACCUUGGAUUACAUAAAUCACGUAGGACACGUUUCUAUCGCUCGUGAUACGAAAUAGUCGCAACGUGAGACCAUAUAACGAGACGAAUCACGGGACAUAAGAAAUUCGAUCCAACGGAAAAAUAUAUCUUUCUAUUAAUUUAUUUCGAUCCAUGAUUCGAUCAACUAUAUGUGUAGAUACAAAAAGAGAAAAGUAAAGGUAAUUUGAAGCGGUGUAAGGUAAUCACGGGUAAGAAUAUCAAGUUCAACCGGUUUCAAUUACUUUCUGCGAAUCUUGAAUCUUUCGUUGCCCUUAUAUACGUGUAUAUGCGAAAGUAAAGAAAUCAACGUUACAGAGCGUAUCAUCUCGAGACAUGGAAAUACGAAUUAUCGUAAAAUGGAAAAAGCAUUGGUAUUUGCGUAUCACGUACCAUAUAUUUCACAUACGAGAUAUAUAUACGUACACAUGUUCGAUGGGGAAUUACGAAUCGUGUUUCGUUAUAUCUGCCACAACCAUACACAGCUGUCGUUGAUUCGUGUGUCGCGGAGCGUUUCAAAGUCGCCUCGUUACAAGCGACAGCAAUAUUGGAAAGUGCUACAACGGAUAACAAAGAAAUCGAUAACCUGUAUUCUAUGAAAGCACAGAAUCCCAUUAGGCCGUUCAUAACCGUAAUAAGAUGCAAUGGCGCACGUGUGCGUGCAACAUCAUAGAUAAGUGGUGCGAUCGCAACUAGAGGUUAGCUUUCCCAAAAUCCGAUCUAUCGGACCAUAUUCGGCUGGUUUGGAUAAACGAACCAGCAGAAGAUCGAUCGAAUGGAAAUGCCGAUAAGUCGCUGUUAGAAUGGACCAACCUUUUCGGAUUAGAUAUAUCAUCGAAAAUAAUAAUUACGAUUACCGCGAAAAUUAUCGCCAUGCUUGCGAUCCAAAGUGUUGGCGAAUAAAUGACGCACUUUUACAUUUUUAGUCGCCGCAAUUUUCAAGAUAACGUUCCAACUGUUGCUCCGAUUGUUCUUUUUUUCUUUCUUUUUUUUUUUCAAAACGCGUUCCGAACCACGAUCGUAUGAAAAUUUGCAGAUCCAUCUAUCUAAUUAUAUCAAUGCCUUAUCGUUAAUUUCACGAUGUAGCUAUUUCUAUCGAUGGGUUAUAAAAAUCGUGACCUGUAAAAUUUCUCGACCGUACGAAACAAUGUUUCGCUCUGUGUACACGUAUAUACUUUCGCGAACAACCGUAGAACAUGCGUUGAUCGUCUUAGGACUUGUAUUGUUCGCAACUCGGCAUACAAAGAGUAAGUAAAUCGAGGCACACGAUACAAUACAUGCGAUAUGUAUAGUUACGGUUGUUUGGAGCAUCUAUUUUCGAAAUUAAUCGAAAUACAGGUUACUGUACGUCGAAAACUCGUAUAUGUAUUACAUGGUAGAAUAAUAUUGUACUAUUAUACGAUCCCGCAAUAACCUUGCACUUAUCCCCCUAUCGUGCAUUACCAUUUUACAAAAUUACAAAUUCUUAGUAGCUUUUAUGUAAAAAAAAAAAUUGUAUUCGUUAAUGUACAAUGUUAAAAGUUUAAAAAUGCAAUGUAACAUUUAAUCGUACUGAAACAAUACAAAAUAUCUAUUUAAAACACACACACACACACACACAUAAAAGCGUACCGUACGUACCGUACCGCUUAUUCUACAUUUGCCUCUAUAAAUAUUACACUAUUUUUUCUAAUAACAAAAUACGAAACAGACUAAUUAUUUCUAUUCCUGAAGCAAUAGUUAAUUUUCUACGAUUCACGUACAACGUGUAGAAACGCAAAUUUGAUAACUCUGAAGAGCGAACCAAGCGAAUUCAAAGAAAGCCAUUACGUCGAUCGAAGGAACAAGUUAGAACGAGAGAAUUGUAAUACAAGUAAGUAGCAAUGAAUAAAAAAUUCCAAAUAAAACUCGACAUCCAGAGAUUGCAGAUUUAUAUACCUAUAUAAUAUAAUAUGUGUAUAUGUAACGAUAAUAUUAUAUUGUAUACAUAUAUUCAUUACUAUACGAAUAAUUAUUUUCUACGAAUUCUUGAUUACUUCGUUGUGCAAAUUGUAUUUACCUCGUAGGAAGUAAUUCAACGGCCAAGCGUCAUUGGUAGCGAAUUAACGAUACCUUGAAAAUUCUAUAAUCGAUUGAGAAGCAAAAUAAACAUCAGUGUCUCCCCUACCCGACUCUCGCCUGUGUAAAUCCUCCAUCAUGAUAUUGCUAUCCAUAUACGGAUCAGCUCCGUUAUUUGCAGAUAAUACAGGAACGUGUUUCCAUCGUAGUGACAUCAUUUUUGUAAUUAAAAAACAUACUAUAUAUGUAUACGGAUGCGUGUAACCUUUGACCGUCAAAAGACAACUAUGUAGAUUUUUAUCCGCGAUUAAAAACGAAAAGUAUGCGAACAUUGGGACGUGUGCUUUCGCGCAAUGUCAAUUUCCCACGUGGUUCUUAAAACAUGGAACCGCUUUAUUUCUAUAUCUUCCAUGCCGUAUAUACUCAACUAUCUCCGAUUUCUCUCUGAGGUCAAUUUAUUUCUGUCGCUCGUUGUCGAGGAUAUCGAAUCGUCGUCGGUUUUUCUAACAAUUACGAGUCAAUCGUCUAUCAGUUACUAGAGAACGUGUUACGUACACGGAACAGAAACCUGUCCGCAGAAAUACGCGUUUCCAAAAUCACGUGUAUUCCGUUAAAAUCGCACCUACUAACGCCAAUUCUUUACUACCGCUACGCGUGUAAAUAACAAAUAAAACUGUCGCGUUUCACUUCGAAUUACAGCCGAUAGAUUGCCGGCUAUCGAUAAACAUCGUUUAAAAAAGAAAAAAAAAAAGACUAUCCAUGUACGUACGCAAUAAUUCGUUUGCACUAAAACGCUGGGUCACCAUUUAUCGACAUGUAAAUAAUAAAUAAUAUUUGUAUUUUUUCCGCCGUUCUCUCUUCUUCGAGCGAAUAUUCGCCAAGUCUUCCGAAACAUUCUAACGCGAUAUACGCAACAUUAAAGUAACUUCAACAAAACUCAGAACAUAUUAGGUAAUAGUACGUACAAAAUAAGUCAGACGAGGCCUACUUUAUCUAUUAAAAAUGCGAUCACGACUCGGCCCAACGUAUCCUAAAAUUGUUCCUUGACGAGCGAGAAACAGAAAUGACGAGUACUUUGCCCCAGAGAGAAAAUACGUGUUCGAUACUAGGAGGGGAAGAAACGUAAUACACGAUCUUCCGGCAUUGACAACUUGGAAUAAUUCGUUUGCACUUGCGCGCAACAACGCAACUACGUCGAUGUGUAAUUAACAUUUCGGUAUUACAGUAAUACGGUAUCGAUACAGCGAAAACUUUUCUCAGUUUCGUAUCUUAUCCAGUGGUGAAUGCCGAUUUUCAAACUGUCCGACUUGACAAAAUUGCUAACGAUGAAUUCAUUCACGAUCGUGUACGAUGUAAGCACGAUCGCGUACAUAACGAAAAGAAAGAUCGACCGACAAAGUAAGAAAACAGCCCUUCGCGGUUCGAUAACUCAACUUCUUUUGUUAUAGGUUGAAAGAAAUUGUUUUCAGACACACGAUUCUCUCGUUAAUUUUCCGUAAAUGUAACUCGAUCGCUGUUGAUUACGCUGCUGAUACGACGUAUGUAUUUCAUUGAAAACCGUCUUAGAACAAGUAUCGUUUGAAAGAAGCACCGUGCCGCUAUGGCAAAUGUUGCAUGAAAUGAUUAUUUAGAAAAUCUACAUAAAAUUAUCGGUACACGAAACA
Molecule: messenger RNA, 7623 nt
Organism: Bombus terrestris (buff-tailed bumblebee)
Lineage: Eukaryota; Metazoa; Arthropoda; Insecta; Hymenoptera; Apidae
Product: globin-1
Exons: 5
Coding region: 1427-1981 (184 amino acids)
Molecular function (GO): oxygen binding; heme binding
Source: RefSeq, a predicted model, not a curated record